UGUAAAUUCGUAAUUUUUGUUAUAAAGUAAUGGCAGUGACCUAGGCCGAUUUGUAUUUACAACUACAAGGAUUAAGCAAAUUUACAAAGCUACAUUUGAUUUUGAUGUACUGCGUCGAUUUUAUGAUUUUACUAAGUAUUUUACUGCUUUCAAAGGAUAAAAUAUCGAGGAAUACUGUAUUAUUUUUAGUUCUUCAAGUUCCAACUUCAAGGUGUAUUCGACAAAGCUGUAAUAAUAUUACAUCAAAGUUUUCGAAAGUUUAAAUGCAGUGUUGACAUUGCUGGUGUUACUUACUGUUACUAGUGUUGGGCCUACACUACAGUCUACAGUGUGUUAAAAUUUUGGACAAUGGAAGCUAUUGCAAAAUACGAUUUUAAUGCAACUGCUGAUGACGAACUAAGCUUUAAAAAAGGGCAAAUUUUAAAGGUACUAAAUGUUGAAGAUGACAUGAAUUGGUACAGAGCUGAACUAGAAGGAAGGGAAGGACUCAUCCCAAGUAACUACAUUGAAAUGAAAAAACAUGAGUGGUACUAUGGUCGAAUUACAAGGGCAGAUGCUGAGAAAUUACUAAUGAAUAAGCACGAGGGAGCAUUUCUCAUUAGAGUGAGUGAAAGUUCUCCUGGAGAUUUUUCUCUUUCUGUAAAGUGUCCCAAUGGUGUUCAGCACUUCAAAGUACUUCGUGAUAUGCAAGGCAAGUUUUUCCUUUGGGUUGUUAAGUUCAGUUCAUUGAAUGAACUAGUAGAAUACCAUCGGUCAGCUUCAGUGAGUCGCUCCCAGGACAUUACACUAGUGGACAUGCAACCAGAACAGUUUCUGGUCCAAGCUCUCUAUGAUUUUCAAGCUCAAGAACCUGGAGAACUGGAAUUUAAAAGGAGUGACAUAAUUACAGUAAUUGAUCGUACUGAUACACAUUGGUGGGAAGGGGAAAUGCGCUCAAAGCGAGGCUUUUUUCCAGCUACCUAUGUUGUUCCUUUCCAUGCAUAACUGAUUCACAAAGUGCUUGUUUUUAUGUAUUUUCUUGUGAAGUGUACCAAUUUUGCAGGAAGACAAAAUUGAUAAAUCUCUUCUUACGAGCAGAGUGACAGUGAUUGUUUGUUCCGUUUGAUCAAUCUUUGUUUCACUAGCAAAGUAAUUUUGUUGCAUAUAAGUUGAAGCCAGUGAUAAAUGCUUUUAAUGAUUGUUUCCAUGCGGUCCAAGCUGGACAAUCAAAUCAAGAUUGUGUUCACACAAGUGCAUUUCAUAAUUUAGUAUAUUUGUUUACAUGUAAAGCAUGCCAAAAGUUUUAAUUCAUUUGAUUAACUUUAUACUGCAUGGUAUAACAGUAAUAGGGCUUCAUGUGUGAAAACACAUUGAGCACCUCAAAGUUGUAAAUGAUCCAAAUGAAUGUCUCUUGACAACUACACGGUAUUUGGCAGAUGUUGUAUUGUAGUUAACCCAUUUCAUUGUUUUGUAUUUAAAUGAAUAAGAAUGAACAAUAUAUUCAUAUGGGGCACAACAUUUUCUACACUAUGUAGCACAUAUUGUAAAGGUGUAAAAGUCAAUUUGUUUUUAUUUUGUAGUAACAAACUGAUUAUUUUUAGCUUGGCGAGUUGUAUUAUUAAUUUUUUUUCACCUCAGCACUAUAAGAGUUAACCUCAUGUUGAUUCAAUCACCUGUAGCCAUUCUACCAUAUGUCAGAGAAAAGGCUUUUGAUAUCAAAGUAGACCUAGAGAAAUGUUCCAAUUGAGUGUGUGAGGAAGACUUGGUAAUACAUGAUGGAUAGUUAUUAUUGAUAAAAUUAAAUGAAGCUUAAUAUGGUGGAUUACCAUUGCAUCUUACACUGUUAAUUUAUGCUAGUAACUGUGUGCACAUAUUUUGAUAUCAAAAUGUGCUUAUUUAAUAACAGAAAGGAUGUGGCUUCACACAUUGCUUAGGCCUUCUAAAAAACAUUUAUCAAACUACAGUUUUUCUUUUAGGGUUUUUCUUUGAAUUAUUUAGGUGAAGUAUUCAACAUGAGUACACUAUAAUAGACAGCAACUGCCUGUUGUAGAAAAAUACAAGUGUAGAGGGCAACAUUUCAAAAGUCUUUUGUCAUUGGAGGACUUUUUGAAAUGUCAUCCUCUACACUUGUGUUCUUUCUACAACAGGUAGUUGUCACCUAUUCCAGUGUACUCAACCUAUUUUAAGGUUGUAUCAGUGGAACUUGUUACUAGUUAUACGAUCUUGGUAGUUUAUAGUUGAAGUGUUUAUGGCACAGAAGUCACCAGGUCUGGAAGAAGAAUUUCAUAAUUGUGUCAGUGAAAUAUAGAGGUUGAAAGUAUUAUGUUGUAUACACUGUAGAGUACAUACUAUAAUAAUAUAGUUUAAUCUUUAGAAUCUUUUUUGUUUCAAGUAUGUUGCAAAUAAACUAAUGAAGACAGUGUUACAAGGCUUAUUGAAAGUUUUAUAAUUGCAUUUUAUCUGAUGUUGAUUUUUUUAAAUAUCAUAAGCACCAACAGUAAAUAGUGGAAAUAUUCAAAGUUCAAAACAAUAUUGAUAUAAAUAAAAGGUUGUAAAUCACCAGAUAUUACUUCAGGUGAAACUUGUCGCAUCUUUUUAGCAGGAUAUUAUAACGUAUAUGUAUAAUGUUAUCCAUAAUAAUUUAAAAUAGCUGAGGUAGGUUUGCCUAAAGAGGUUUUUAAAGAACAUAAGUGUUUAAUUGGAGGUAUUAGUAAUAUUUUUAACAAGAAAUUCAAUAUUUGUCUGUAGUUUAUGGUUGUAUGUACAAUUAAGAAAAGCCAAUUUGUAAUUCAUUGCUUCAUAUGUACAGUUAAAAAAGCCAUUGGUAACUCAUUGUUACUCUGAAUUCAUGUUGCACAGUAUUUUUCAUUUGAUAAUAUUGAUAAAUUUUUAUGUAUUGGUGUUGACUAAGUAUUACAGUAUUUUUGCUUCUGGGUGCAGGUAUCAGCAGAUAUGCUUGGUAUGUUUGCUAACCUUGUUUUGUGAAUAUAGGUUACUGUUAAUAGAACUCAAAUCUAUGGCUCAGAAAUUUAAUGUGGCAUGAACAUGAACCUAGAGUUCAUAUAAUAUGAUUUAUGUGGCUGAUAUUUGAUUUUCGAAAAUAUUAAAAAAAAUCACCUUUCUGUCUAUAUGUAAAUUAUUUUACAUCUGUCAAAGCAUUUUGAGAAAUCUUGUUAUUCUGCAUUUUUCAUAAAAGGAUCCAUUAUUUUAUUUAUUUUGGUUUUAUUUUAGUGCAUUGAAAUGUCCAAUUCCAGUUUAAAUUUUGUCGUUUAAUCUGUGCUAAUUUUGUUUUAAUUAUUCUGGUAUGUGAUCCUUUUGUAGGUCUUUCAGAAACAUUGAAACUGGAGGUAGAGUGCCAUAAACGUUAAUGUUUUCAAAAUGUUAAUUUCAUAUUUCUAGCUACCUGUUUAUAGAGAUCAAAAUUUUGAUGAAUGGAGAUAUUGUUUUGUGUAAUUAUAGACUGUGUUAAUAAAGAAAGCAUUUAGUGUCAUUGUAGAUAAGGAUUAAAGCGAAUAGGGUUGGUGAUUUUUAUUAUUGUGGAAUUGGCUAAAAAAAUGUAUUGUGGCAUUUUCAAUAAUAGACAUUACAUAAUAUACUGUUUUUACUUUGUAAUGGACUGUGUUUUGAAGGAUUUAGUGUUUUAUUGCUUGAAGUGAUAUUCCGUAAGAUUAUAGGUAUAUUGAUGGAAAUUGUUCUCUAAAAUAAUAUAUUUUAAUGAAAACAAUGUUUUUCAUAUUGUAGGAUAGGUUGAUAGAAAUUGUGAUUUGUAAGAAUACUGGUUAACUUGACAGAAGUAAUAUUCUGUAAGAUUGUAAAUUUCUUUAGUGGACAGAAAAGAUGGCAUAAUGAUCUCGACAUUUUGUAAAGUAGGUUAGAGAAGGUUGUGUCUGUUCUGUAGGACUGUUCGUCAGUGUUGGCUUGGUUAAUAAAGAUUGGAAAUGCAAA
Molecule: messenger RNA, 3924 nt
Organism: Limulus polyphemus (Atlantic horseshoe crab)
Lineage: Eukaryota; Metazoa; Arthropoda; Merostomata; Xiphosura; Limulidae
Product: protein enhancer of sevenless 2B-like
Exons: 6
Coding region: 349-984 (211 amino acids)
Molecular function (GO): protein binding
Source: RefSeq, a predicted model, not a curated record